This is a messenger RNA of Ylistrum balloti, 2461 nucleotides long. RefSeq names its product protein PBDC1-like. Bases 26 to 535 code for a protein of 169 amino acids. The record is from RefSeq and is a predicted model, not a curated record. Lineage: Eukaryota; Metazoa; Mollusca; Bivalvia; Pectinida; Pectinidae. The transcript is spliced from 6 exons. Gene Ontology annotation, cellular component: cytoplasm.
GACGCAGAACACCAAAAAUCGCAGCAUGUCGUUCGAUUUGGAAGGAUUGAAUGUGAAUCAGAUGACAGCACCAGCUAAUGCACCAAGUACUGAUGCCUCAAAAUAUCAGAACGAUGUAAAUCUUGAAAUGCAGUGGGCUAUGAAAGCUUACAGUCAUGCAGAAGUUUAUUUUAAUUUGCUGUGUUCCGUUGACACUCCCUUGCUGAGACUGACAAACAAGGAUGAUGUGAUGUAUGAACACUUUCGGAAAACUUUCCCAGACAUGGCGAUUGAUGUCAUUGAUGAGACUAGUUUGAAAACAAGUGAUGCAAAAUCUGUAUGGCGUGAAUUUGUACAGAGCUAUGAAGGUGAAGUAGAAGAUUAUAAUUUUGGAACACUGUUACGCAGAGAUAGUUCUGGAGAUAUCUCUGAUAACAACACAAUGCUAGUUUUAAGAGUCCAGUUUCUGGCCAUUGAGAUAGCAAGAAAUCGUGAAGGUCACAAUGUAGCUGUAAGGGAAAAUGCAAAGAAACAGAAAGAAGAAUCAAGUUCAUAGCACAAAAAUUGUUACAUUUUCAUUAAAUUGAAUAAUUUGAAUGACAUUUGCAAUUGACAUACAAAUUAUAGUGUUAUUGCAAACAUAUGUAGUUUGAUAUAAACAUUGUGGUCCUAACAAAAGAGAAGUAAAGACUCCUUUUCACUGCUGUAUGAAACAUGGACUACCUGAGAAGAUGUGCCUUGGUACUGAAUCUCAACCCAACAGAUGUGAAAUGCUAACAAACUGAGCCAGAAUGGAGCUACUCCAAACAUAUUUGUGUCUAUAUUAGAACACAUUUGUAUGACUUCGAUUCCUGCUGUUUUUUUAGGGUUAAGACUUUACUUGGCAUGAUAAUGACUUGAUUUAUCAAAUAUGCUGUAACUGGUUUAUUGUCAGUUCCUAUCUUUGAAAGCCUUCCCUUUAUUUGUGGGUUCUGUAUUUGGUUCCUCUCCGAGUCUCCAUACACAGGGUUUCUACAUUUGUAGGCAAUGGUGUCCUAUACAGAAUAGUUUUGGUGUGUAAAAUUUCAUCUGAAAAUUUUUAUUAUUUCACUGAAAUCAGAGGACAUAUUAUUGGCUACACCUAAAACACCUGUGAUAAUUCUACAUGUCAUGAAGACUAUGAAUUGUGUUGUAACUUGAUACAUUUAUUUCCUAUACUUGAAUGUUCAUAAUAAACGCCAGAAAUCUUGAACACUUGCAUUCAUUUGCAUGUGAUGACUUUUUGUAGGGUUUUCUCUAUGGCUUUGUGGUAUGUUUGAUGCAGGAAAACAUACUGGAAACAGUAUGUUUGAUGAUUUAUAAAUUAUCUCUAAUUUGCCUUAUUGCUGUUGAUCUACCAAAGAUGGAAAAAUAGAAAUAAAAUUUCCAGGUCAGUCAGAUAAUCUAUUAUGAUAGAAACUUUUUUCUGACAUAGAUAUCAAAACAGAAGAAAUUAUUUUUUUUUACAGAAACUAUUUAUAACAAGUUUGAAAUUUCCUAUUUCAAGUGCAGUUGCAUCAAUGUCUUCCCAGCUUCCUUCCAUCCUUAUAUAGCAAGAAUUUGUGUCACUUCCAUUGUCAUUCAUUGUUCAUGAUUGUUGUUUUAUAGCCUGGAGGCACUUAAUGGUUCAGUGGAGUUCAGUUUUUCGUUUCAGAUUUCUGUGACAUUUGACCUUGUUUGGCCCUAGACUUCAGACUGAUAUUUUCGUAGAUUUUUGUUUUAAGUUUCAUUGCAAUGAAAAUUGCAGUCGAGGCAUUCAUGUUUCGCAAACCUUCUCUAGUUGAUGGUGCAUUUGAUGUGUUAAAGGGACUAAAUGGUAAGAUUUUAUUUUUUUCUAUGCGUAUUAUUUUGGGUAAGGGUUGCAUUGCCUAAAGUUAGACUAUUCACAAAAUUAUAGCAAUUUUAAGAAAAGUCGAUAAAGAUUAUCAGCUUCAAACUAACACUGGUGAACACUUGCUGUUGUGUCUACUGCAGUUUGCUGUAUUGAUAGCAGAGUUCAUCAUGUUUACACUCUCCAAACGAUAAUGAUAUAAAUUAGUGUUGGAUUGCUUCUAUUUCAUUUUAAUUUUUUGACGAUUUGAUUUUAAUUUGUUGAUGUUUUAAUAGAAUGGUUAUCCAAACUAUUAAAUAUUAUAAUCAACAGGAAGUGCACAACUUUUAACAGAUAUUGAAAUGUUGCAAUGCUUUUUACAAGUUAUGAAAUGAAAAUCUAACCAUUUCGUCCCUUUAAGUAUAAUGCGACAUGCUUUGAAAUAAAGACAUUACUUUUACAUUAUAGUCAAAAUAUAAAAAACUGUGCAAGAAAUAUCAUGAUUUUGAUAUUUGUAUGUGCAGAUUGUUUCAAAGUUUUCACCGACAUGCUUUGAGAGCAUGUUCUUUUAUUUCAAUAUAAUAAUUAUGUUGUUAUGAUAUGUUGUCCUUGCUGCUAUGUGCUUUGAUAUUAAAAAAAAAAGAUUGUACAUUG